AUGGCAAACCCAUCAAAAGCUACGAAAAGUGUUAUGUACCGGAUACCUUCUGAAAAAACUCGUAAGUAUUUUGUUCUACUCAAUUUUUCCCUUCGAAAAUAUCCAGCAUUUUUUCAGUUGAAUCUCUUCAUGAAAUGUUGGAUACAACGAUGUCGAAAAAAAGUUUGAAGAAAUCUUUACGUGGUAUUUCAAAUCCAUAUGAUCGCGAUGAAACUGAACAAAGUGAAGAUAUGGUUUUUGAAUUAUUCAAAAUUCCAAAUAAAAAUGAGGCAUCUAUUGGAAAAUUGUUAUCUGUAUGUUACAUAUUUUGAUAUUCAAAAAUUACAAAAAAAAUAUUUGUUCAGGUUCUUCGCUCUUUUGGUUUUCGAGAUGAUGAUCCUCGCUUAGUUCCAAUGAUGGAAAAAGUUCGAGAAUUCGAACAAAUUGCUGAAGAAAAAUGUAGUGAGGCAAGCGAUCAAAAACAUUGGAAAUUGAGUAAAGAACUUUUCAAACAAUGUAUCAGCCCAAGUAUUGAUAUUGUUUGUCGGGCACUUCAAAAUGAUUUUGUUAUUCCUGCAUGGAGUCUUUUUGUCACAAAUAUUCGACAAAUUUUUAAUGAUUGUAAAGCUAUUCGAGAUGGACAAGUUGCUAGUUAUAUUCCACAACUUGCGAGACAAUCGCCUGAUUUAUGGGGUGUUGCUGUUUGUACUGUUGAUGGGCAGAGAGUUAGUUUGAAUUUAAUUAUUUUCUGAACAAAUAGUUAAAAUUGGAGCCCAUCACUUGGAGCCCAUACCGUAUGCUACAAAAAAUAUAAUUGGGAGACCCCAGUUGGAACCUUCAUGUUCUCAAUUCUCCAUUUUUGGAUUACUGUAUCAAUCCUCAUCUUUCAAAAUGUUCUCUAAAAUAAUCAUUCCUUGUUUCAGGCAUCAUUCGGUGAUUCAAAACAUCAAUUUUGUGUCCAAUCGGUUUCAAAAGCAUUCAAUUAUGCAAUUGCUGCAUCUGAUUUGGGAGCCGAUGUCGUUCAUUCAUAUGUUGGACAAGAGCCAAGUGGAAGAUUAUUCAAUGAUAUUUGCUUGGACUCAAAAAGUUGGUUUUUAGUGCUUUCUCAUUUUCAAAUUACUAUUUUCAGACAAACCUCAUAAUCCAAUGGUUAAUUCUGGUGCAAUUGUAAUAACAUCAUUGAUCAAAAAUAAAACAACAAUGGCUGAUCGAUUUGAUUAUGUGAGAAUCUCAACUUUUCAAUUUUUCAAAAAUCCUCUUUUUUCCUAGGUUUUGAAUCAAUAUCGAAAAAUAGCUGGAAAUGAAUAUAUUGGAUUCAACAAUGCUACAUUUUUAUCUGAAAGAGCAACUGCUGAUAGAAAUUAUGCACUUUCAUAUUUUAUGAAAGAAUACAAUUGUUUCCCAAAAGAAACGGAAUCUUUAACUGAUGCUCUCGAUUUUUAUUUUCAAUUGUGUUCUGUUGAAGUUACGUGUGAAUCAUUAUCUGUUAUGGCUGCUACAUUAGCAAAUGGAGGUUAGUCUGAAAAAAUUUAAAAAUGAAUUAAUGUCAACAAAAUUUAAAGAAUUUUCUAUUUCUACGUGGCACAUCCAAAAAUGUUUUUUCAUUUUCUCAAAAAUUUCCAGGAGUUUGCCCAACAACAAAUGAAACUUGUGUUUCACCAAAUCCAUGUCGAGAUGUUCUUUCAUUAAUGUAUAGUUGUGGAAUGUAUGACGCAUCCGGACAAUUUUCAUUCAGUGUUGGUCUUCCAGCAAAAUCUGGAGUUUCUGGAGCAAUGAUUGUUGUUGUUCCAAAUGUUAUGGGAAUUUGUCUAUUUUCUCCGCCACUCGAUAAAAUGGGAAAUAGUUGUAGAGGUGUUUCAUUUUGCAAGAAAUUGAUAUCCACUUUCAAUUUUCAUAAUUAUGACAGUUUGUUGCAUUCUGCAAGCAGUAAAAUUGAUCCAAGAAGGUAGUUCAUAGAAAAAGUAUUCUGAUAAAAAUAAUUGUUGUUUAUAUUUCAGACGUGAUCUUCGUGAAAGAGAUCGUAUAAUUCCAGUAUUUCACGUGGCUCGUUCAGGAGAUCUUCAAGGAAUUCGUCGAUUAUUCAUGCAAGGUGAAGAUUUGAGUGUUUCAGAUCAUGAUAAAAGAACUCUAUUACAUAUUGCGGCAACUGAAGGAUAUGAACCUAUGGUUAAAUUCCUUGUUAAUGUUGCUAAAGUUGAUGUUGAUGUUAAAGAUAGGUUAGUUAGAAUAUGUAAUAAAAUACUUUCGAAAACAAAUAUUCUUAUAGAUGGGACAGAACACCAUUAGAUGAUGCAAAAUAUUUCAAACAUCUUCAUCUUGCUAAAUUCCUCGAAAAGGCUUUGAAAAGAGUGAGUUUUCAGAAUUCUUUUAUAAUUUAGAUUUAAAUUGAAAUAAAAUUUCAGCCUGAACAACACCGCAGAGAUUCUGUUUCUUCAAUUGACACAGAAGAUGAAGAUGAUAAUGAUGGACUUCCAGAAAAACCAACUUUCACCAUUUAA
Caenorhabditis angaria is the source of this 2477-nucleotide messenger RNA. NCBI's taxonomy places the organism in Eukaryota, Metazoa, Nematoda, Chromadorea, Rhabditida, Rhabditidae. The record is from the annotation of a GenBank genome assembly.